Messenger RNA from Polypterus senegalus (gray bichir), 1151 nucleotides. RefSeq names its product TNF superfamily member 14 (gene tnfsf14a). The coding region runs from base 226 to 954 and encodes 242 amino acids. Gene Ontology annotation, molecular function: tumor necrosis factor receptor binding. Gene Ontology annotation, biological process: immune response. NCBI's taxonomy places the organism in Eukaryota, Metazoa, Chordata, Cladistia, Polypteriformes, Polypteridae. The transcript is spliced from 5 exons. The record is from RefSeq and is a predicted model, not a curated record. Gene Ontology annotation, cellular component: membrane.
CUUGCUGCGUUUUGUGUUGCGGUGCAGCGCGUCACGGGAUGGCUCUUUAAGUGACACUCUGUGAUCACGAGGACUUCUUCACUCUGUCUUCAAGCAGUAAGGGGCACACUGCCAGACCCGCGCCUCACUUUUAUGGAGUUCAUUCCAACUUAAUGCUUUACCGUUAUUAACGAUUCUUGAUAUUUUCUACUGCUUGAUUUCUGCUGAAUUUUCAAACUGCCAAAAAUGUCGGAUCCUAAUGUGUACCCAUCCGUAUUUGUGGUGGACGGCAAGGUGAAUCCCGUGUCCUUUCCGCCAGAUCGGCGCAGGGCGCAUAAGGUCAACACUCACCUGCUGGUGCUCUACGUGCUGGUCAUCCUGGCUUUCUCUGGACUGGCGAUCGAAGGGUACUAUCUGUUCACCUAUCGGACCAAGCAGGACUCGGACCCUGCAGGCUACGACACUCAACAGCAGAUUGGAGGAGCCCGUGGCACUGAAGUCAAUGCUGUGGUUCAAGGACGAGACGUUGACGGCAAGAGAAAGGCCUCAGCGCAUCUCACAGGUUGUAACUGCAGCAGCCCCGGUACUGCUGGCCCGCUGAAAUGGGAGUCCAAACUUGGAGAAGCCUUCACCAAUGAGGUCGACUAUACAGAAAAUGGGGGUCUGCUGAUCAAGCACGAGGGGUUCUACUACAUCUACUCCAAAGUCUUUUACGGGGAGAUUGCGUGCAAACAGAAGCACACGUACUUCAGCCACGCCAUCUGUAAGAAAAUGCCGUGGUAUAAAAAAGAAAUCGAGCUGAUGCAGAUGAAGAAGUUCUACUGCAUCGACUCGGCCGGACAGUGGCUCGCCAACAGCUACCUGGGCGGCGUCUUCCACCUGCAGCCAGACGAGGAGAUCUACGUCAAGGUGGACAACAAGGAGCUGGUCCGCCUGGGGACGGCAGAAAACUUCUUCGGUGUCUUUCAGGUUUAGCGUCCGUCACGGAAAAGAGAACUGAAAUCCGACAGCCGAGAGCACCUGAAUGUUUGGGACUGUGGGGGAAUUCGGCCCUGGAUGUGCCCCGUCUUGGGGAAUGAAUGAGACCUCCAGUCACAUAUUUAGCACCUUAUUCUACCGUAAAGAAAAGCGCUAAAGAGUUUAUUUAUUUGAAGUGUCCCCAUUUCCCGUCG